Linnemannia hyalina is the source of this 2442-nucleotide messenger RNA. Lineage: Eukaryota; Fungi; Mortierellomycota; Mortierellomycetes; Mortierellales; Mortierellaceae. The record is from the annotation of a GenBank genome assembly.
AUGACCCAACUUGGGCAGUCCCUCAAGGAUCAGAACCUAUCUUCAGCUCUGGAUAUUUACCUCGUCGUCCGACGACGAACGCUCCCAGCAGAUCAAGUCGAGUCCUUAUUCCAUUUCCAACGCCAACUCGUUCAACUAUUCCACUUCACGACAAUCCAAAAAUCUGCAUCAGAUCGCGCAGGAGUCGGACAACAGUUCUCGAAGCAACUUUCACUGCUGGAUCAGCGCCGAGAUCGGGUGUUGAGACAUAUCUCGGAGAGAAUACUGGUGGGGAACGAUCAUGCGGAGGCGCUGGCGGGACUUGUGGAUGCGAUUGGGAAGAGUCGAGCUAUGGUCCAGCAUUCGUAUGUUUCCAAUUCGAAUGAGAAACUGCAGGACUGGCGGGAGGCUUUGAAGGUACUUGAGGAUUGGUCGGCGGCUGAGAAGCCUUGGAAUUGGAAGAAGAACGCGACGGAGGAUGUUGUAGCCAAGGAGUCGGGACCAUCAUCAACAAAUACACCAGCAUGGAGAAACGCGGUUCUGGAACGGGAGCUGGGCAGCUGGCUUGUCAAGUUGAUGAGCAAGUUGGUCUACAGCCACACUUACUUGGUCCGAUCCAUGCUCGACACAAUACCAAAGCAGUUCGGGAUCAAGACAACUGUCGACAUGCAUCUUGUGCUGUUGAACUAUUAUGCAAUGUUUGGGCGGGAUGGCUACCGGGACACGCUUUCAAUCGUCGCCAGCAUGGACAACAAAGGCAUCUCCUGGAAACACGAGACCGCCGUUUACGACUACCUCCUCUACUCUCUCAGUCACAUGUCAGGCAAUGAAGCCCAUGCCGACAAGAUUAUCGACCAAAUGCUCGCCAACGACCUUGUUCCUCGGGAAGAGACCAUGAAAGCCGCGAUCCUAUGUGCGGCGCGAUCAGGAGAUCUGGAGGCUUGUUCACGGUACAUCAGCAGGAUGCAUGAGGAGUGGGACCUGGUCAUUGGCGAGCGUAUGAAGGCGAUCCUGUUGUACGCGUGCGCCAAGCGAGGCGAUUUUGACAGUGCGGUCGAGAUUCUGGGUCAGCUCAGUGUUCCAGGGACAUUGGUUCGGUCGAGGGGCAAGAAACGUUCCUGUGACAACAUCGUCCCGACAACCUCUGCGACAACUAACGCACAUCUGGAGGAGAUAUUGUCGGACGCGGAUAUUAUCAACAACACGAACGUGCUGCUCGCACUCAUCAACCAAACCCACAACAGACGCGGCAAAAAGAAGCAUAUGUCACAGGACUUCAUCAAGGAUGAGGUGUCUAAGGUCCUGGAGCUCUUUACCGUGAUCACCAAGAACCCCCAGCAGAUCGACACGCAGCUCUACACGAUCAUGAUGCAGUACCUCUCCACCCUGCCUUCGCCCCUCCCAGGAAUGACGUAUCUUUACAAGGAGAUGCAGGGUACCAAGAACGCCAAGCCCAAUCACGUCACCUACAGGAUCAUGCUGGAGGCGUGUGCUGAGCAGAUGGACAUGGAGUACGGCAAGCAACUGUGGGACGACAUGGAUGAGUCCAAGAUUAUAAAGGAUUGCUAUGUCCGCGCUAGCUUUGUCAAGGGCUGGGGCAAGAUCGGUUACCUGAAGCAAGCCGAGUGGAUUGCACGCGAGGGUUACCUGAUUCAACAGGGUCUGGACAAGGAGCGUCGCCAGCAUCGUUUGGCGUUUGUGCUCAAAAAUCGGAAACGACGAGACCAAGGGCUACCAGAACUGCAGGAUCUACCUCGACUCCCGCGACGGCAGCGGUUGAACGACAUUAUCAGCCUGAAUGUCCUCCAUGAGUUGAUGAGGUCGAACCGAGCACACAACAAACCGGACCGUGUCUAUGAGAUUUAUCAGGAGAUGGAGCAGGGCAAGUGGGGUAGUCGGAUGCGCCCUAAUCAGUUCACUCUUUCGAUUGUCCUUCAAGCCUGUGGGUCUGGAACGGCGACGAGCAAGUUGGUGGAUCAGGGGAUUGGUCUGGUGGAGCGUUACAUCAAGAGUCAGCAGAGAGAGCUCCAGCAGUUCAAGGGCGACGACGAGGAUGAACAGGACGAAGAUUCUGGCAGCAGCAGGGCAGCAACGGAUGCGGAAGAAACGAUCUCGGGCAAGAAUUCGUUGGCUUCACUAUCGGAUGUCAACUACCAGCUGUACUUUACAAUGUUGGGUCGACACCAUCGUCAGCGCAAGAUGGUGACUGUGUGGGACGAGAUGAUGCAGGCGAUUGAGCAGCCGCCUUCGCAUGGGACAACAAACAUGGUGAUGGAGGCCCUUGAGAACGUCCAAUGGGGCGCUACGCCCAUCAAGCGCAUCCAGAGGCAGCUAAAGGAUCGUUGGCCACAGGUUGACUGGGAUGGCGCAGGCAAGAAGAAGCGUAUUCCAGGGUUUGGGUCCGUCGAGGAGUUGGUGGAUGAGGACCAAUCUGUCGGAGCAGGUGGACGUUUCUGGAGGUGA